This is a messenger RNA of Frankliniella occidentalis (western flower thrips), 573 nucleotides long. Its product is annotated as DNA (cytosine-5)-methyltransferase 3B-like. Bases 1 to 573 code for a protein of 190 amino acids. NCBI's taxonomy places the organism in Eukaryota, Metazoa, Arthropoda, Insecta, Thysanoptera, Thripidae. The record is from RefSeq and is a predicted model, not a curated record. The transcript is spliced from 3 exons.
AUGGGGUAUCUAUACUACUUAGGAGGCAGCCCUUGUGGGGAGAUCAGUUUGUAUGCAAUUUAUCCAGGAAUAGCAAAUCCAUUCGGCAAAGGCCUCAAUGAUCCAACGGGGCAAUCUUACCUAUUUUAUGACUAUGUCCGUGUUCGAAACCAGCUGAUGGCAGCUGCAGAUGCAAAAGGACACAAGUUCUUUUGGUUAUUUGAGAACACAUCCCAUUUAAAAAAGGAUGUUCAGUCAACCAUGUCAAACUUGGAGCCCCAGGGAAGGAAAAAAUUACUCCAAGAAUAUUUAGGUCUUGUUCGCAUAGCUCAGGUACCUAUUGCCAAAACCAUCACCACAAAUAGGGCUGGACAGAAAAGUUCAUCAGGGAAGUUGCCAGUUACGUACGAGGGGAAAGAAGAAUAUCUAUUUUCUAGAGACAUUGAACUUCUACUUGGAUUCCCUGCCGGAUACACAGAUUACGGCGGGAUGUCUAAUUCUACUCGCACUGCAUUACUUGUCAGGAGCUUGUCAGUUGAUGUUGUCAUGGAAAUUCUUUCGCCACUGAAGGACUUUUUCAGGAGAGACAAUUAA